CAAUCAUAAUUUUUCACCGAGUGAUUGCAUUGAGAAACUAGAACUAGAAAACGCGUGAAAUUAAAUUGAAAGCUCUAUAAAUACGCUCUUAUCCCCAUGCGUAUUGUUCAUGCAAACUGUCCAACACAUCAACAAGGAAAUUUUCAACAUUCACACAUGAAAGAGGAUGAAUGAAUGAAGAUUGAAACCCCAAUCUACAAUCACAUACACACAUUCUUCUCACUCCUCUUUAUAUAAACUAACUCUCCAACAACAUUCUCAAACCCCUUUUCAACCUUUCUCACUCUUUCAAACAUCAACAACAUUAAUAUGAACAAACAACUCAUCCUUAUCUGUCUCUUUUUCCUCUUCUCAUCAAUCAAAGUUGAUUCCGCCGGAGAUGCGGUGGCCGGAGAAAAAAACCCAUUCACACCAAAAGCAUAUGUGAAUCGUUAUUGGGACAAAGAGAUCCGCAACGGUUUACCAAAACCGUCGUUUUUGUUCUCCAAAGCGUCACCGUUGAGCACAGUGGAAGCUGCAACUUUUGCUAAACUCGCCGCCGGUAACACACUCUCAACACGGCUGCCGGAAUUUUGCUCCGCCGCAAAUCUCCUCUGCAUCCCGGAAGUUUCUCAGAGUCUUGAAAAACAUGACAAGGAUGGAAGCUUUGCCGUGUACGGUGACAAGAACUUCACAAACUACGGAACGGGUCGACCCGGUGGAGUUGACUCGUUCAAAAACUAUUCCGACGGAGCAAACAUUCCGGUGAACGAUUUCCGUCGCUACAGCCGUAACUCCGCCGGCCAUGAAGAAAGUUUCACCAGCUAUGCAACAGAUGGAAACGUCGUUGAUCAAAGCUUUCACACUUACGGCGCCGGAGCAACGGGCGGCGCCGGCGAGUUCAAACAAUACACCGACGAAACCAAUGUUCCUAACUUAGUUUUCUCUUCUUACUCCGAUAACGCCAACGGAAGAACACAAUCAUUCAACUCUUACACCGAAAACGGCAAUGCCGGAGAACAAUCGUUUUCUUCCUACGGUAAAAACGGUAAUGGUCCCACUGAAGAAUUCACCAAUUAUGGAACAACUUCCAAUGUUGUUGGAUCGGGUUUUUCAAACUACGCCGAAACCUCUAAUGCUGGUAAUGACAGUUUUAAAGGUUACGGGGUAGAUAUGAAUAACCCGACUAAUACUUUUUCUAACUAUGCUAACGGAGGUAACGGCGCAAUUCAAACAUUUUCAACUUACCGUGAAAAGGCUAACGUUGGUGCUGAUUCUUUUACAAGCUAUGCAAAAACUUCAAAUGCUGCGAAAAUCGGUUUCAAUAAUUAUGGAAAAUCGUUCAAUGAAGGAACUGAUACAUUCACAAGCUAUGCUAAAUCAUCAACAGGUGAAACAAAAGUUGAUUUUAAAGGCUAUGGUGUUAACAAUACAUUCAAAGAGUAUUCAAAAGAAGGUGUUUCUUUUGCAAAGUAUACAAACGUGAGUUCAAGUUUAAGUGCUUCUUUGAAAGAGAAAAAAAUCACGGCGGUGGAGGGUAAUUUGGUAAAAAAAUGGGUUGAACCGGGUAAGUUCUUUAGAGAAAAGAUGUUGAAAGAAGGAACUGUUAUGCCAAUGCCUGAUAUUAGUGAUAAGUUACCGAAAAGGUCAUUUUUACCGCGGAGUAUUCUUGCAAAAUUACCGUUUUCUACUUCGAAAAUCGAUGAAAUGAAACGGUUAUUCAAAGCUUCGGAUAAUGGUUCAAUGGAGAAGAUGAUGAGAGAUUCAUUGGGUGAAUGUGAGAGACUUCCGAGCCGCGGUGAGACAAAGCGAUGUGUGGGGUCUAUUGAAGAUAUGGUUGAUUUUGCAACUUCGGUUUUGGGUCGAAAUGUUGUGGUUCGGACUACUCAGAAUUUAAAUGGGUCGAAGAAGAGUGUUAUGGUGGGUCGGGUUAUUGGAAUAAACGGUGGGAAAGUUACCCGGUCUGUUUCAUGUCAUCAGAGUUUGUUUCCUUACUUGCUUUAUUAUUGUCACUCGGUACCUAAGGUUCGGGUUUAUCAGGCCGAUUUACUUGACCCAAAAACUAAAGAUAAGAUUAAUCAAGGCAUCGCGGUUUGCCACUUGGAUACUUCUGAUUGGAGUGCAAGUCAUGGAGCUUUUAUGUCUCUUGGGUCGGGUCCGGGUCAAAUUGAGGUUUGUCACUGGAUUUUUGAGAAUGAUAUGUCUUGGACAGUUGCUGAUUAAGUGAGAAGAUUGUGAAGAUGAAGGAUUCAAUAGGGAAAAAAAAUCAAAACUAGUUCUUUUUUUCUGCUAAAAAAAUUUCAGCAGUUUAAAGAACUACUUGUUUUGAGUUUAAAUUUUAAUUUAAGUAAUGUAAUUUUUUAUUUUUCAAUUUUUAGUUUGAUAGAAAAGUUAAGGCAUGGUAUUACAUUUGGAAUCUGGAAGAAGGUAUAUUAUUAUAUUUUAUAUAUUAUUAUUAAUUAAUU
Trifolium pratense (red clover) is the source of this 2444-nucleotide messenger RNA. RefSeq names its product polygalacturonase 1 beta-like protein 3. The transcript is spliced from 3 exons. The record is from RefSeq and is a predicted model, not a curated record. Lineage: Eukaryota; Viridiplantae; Streptophyta; Magnoliopsida; Fabales; Fabaceae. Bases 310 to 2202 code for a protein of 630 amino acids.